AUGGGGCGAAGGCCACCUGCCUCAGCUGCUGUGGCCUUGACAAUCAAGGAGGGAAGUAAAUCCUCAUAUGCGGAUGUCAUGAAAAAGGCGAGGGAUAAAAUUCCACUGGAAGAACUUGAGAUUAAUCAUUUGAAAAUAAAAAGAGCAGUUACAGGAGGAUUUUUAUUAAAAAUUCCAGGAGAAAAUGCGACUAUUAAGACAAAAAAACUAGCAAAUAGGUUAAAGGAUACUUUUAAGGAAAAUGAGAUGGUAAUCAGUAGACCUACAUGUAAUGCGGAAUUAAUUUUGUCCGGUUUGGAUGACUCCAUUAGUCCCUCGGAGAUAGCUGCUGCAAUUUCCGCAGAAGGUAGGUAUAAGGUUAACGAGAUUAAAGUUGGCAAGAUUAGAUAUGGUAGAAAUGGCAUAGGUUUUAUGUGGGCUUAA
This is a messenger RNA of Trachymyrmex cornetzi, 423 nucleotides long. RefSeq lists its product as uncharacterized. The coding region runs from base 1 to 423 and encodes 140 amino acids. The transcript has a single exon. NCBI's taxonomy places the organism in Eukaryota, Metazoa, Arthropoda, Insecta, Hymenoptera, Formicidae. The record is from RefSeq and is a predicted model, not a curated record.